CGAGUCGCUUCACUGUAGCUCGGCACGAUGAGCCUCCUCUGGGUCAUGGCCAUAUCUUUCGUGUUCAUUCUGAUCAUGACUCUCACGGAUGUGUGGUUCUUAAUCAGGCAAGGACUGCAUUACUGUGCCUUGCUCUGGCAGAAGCCCCCCCAAGACAUCUUCGAACCCUUCGUUUUGCGAAACCUGGUGCUGACGACCGACCUGGACUACAUGCUGCACAUGAACAAUGCCCGCUAUUUGCGCGAGGCGAAUUUCGCCACCUGUACCUUCUUGACCAGAUACGGGCUGGCCGCAGCUCUUAAGACAUUGGGGGGUUCCGCCGUCCUGUCCGCGUCCUGCAGCCGCCACCGCCGUCCGCUGCGUCUUUUGGAACGGUUCAAUAUCCGCACACGGAUUUUGGGUUGGGAUGAUCACGCAUUUUACCUGGAGCAGCUCUUUAGACACCCUAAUGGUUUUGUUGUGGCCGUCGUGCUUUGCCGGCACCACAUAACGGGCACUACUCCUGCGGCGCUGAUAGCGUUCAUUGCUCAGAACAAGGUGGAGUCACCGGAGCUUCCGGAAGAGGUCAAGCACUGGCUGAAAUACAAUGAAGCCAACAGCCAGAGAUUGAGAGCGGAGAGCAACAACCAGAAGAACGAGAAAGAGCAGUAGCUCUUCCUCACUUGUCCCCCCACCACCACCCGUGCUUCACCCACGGUGGACUCAAACCUGCUCUUCAGCGAAACCAUUCGGGAUCAUGGAGCCUCUUCUCUUCCACGGCCGCGAAGAAGAAAGCCUCGAUGCGCCCCACAUGACACCCUCGACGGCAGCGACACGAAAGCCACAGGAAAGCAUCAAUCGCAAGGUUCUGAGGAACUGGGCUCAUGUAGCUAGGUAUCAAUUUGGCCGAUUCGGGAAGCGCUGCGGUGACACACACACACACCCAAGCAGCAAACUGCCGAUGGCCUAGUCUUAGUUGUUUUGUGAAGGAGACAUCUGCGUAUGCCCUGGAUUUCAAGCUGCCGUC
This is a messenger RNA of Gekko japonicus, 1006 nucleotides long. Its product is annotated as protein THEM6-like. The record is from RefSeq and is a predicted model, not a curated record. Bases 28 to 651 code for a protein of 207 amino acids. The transcript is spliced from 2 exons. Lineage: Eukaryota; Metazoa; Chordata; Lepidosauria; Squamata; Gekkonidae.